GUGACCCACCGAAGUGCUCCUGCCCUCGGAGGAGGCCCAGCACACAGAAGAACAGCGGAGCUCACACAACGACUGCAGUGCUUCUGGGCGUUUCUGGACCAGAAGUUCUCCUCACAGAGAAGGACACAGCAGACAGCAGGCACCAUGGAGCCCCCGGCAGGCCCUGCAAGCACGAGGCAUGUCCCCUGGAACAGGCUCGUCCUGGCAGGUACUAAUGUCUGGAGCCUGGUCCUGGCCCUGGGUUUCAAGCAGGAUCAGACAAGCCCCUGCCCUCACGGAGCCCGCGCUCUGUGGGGAGGAAGACAGACGAGCAGAGAGAUGGAGAGCGUGCUGGCAGGUGCUGCAGGCGUCACGCAGGAAAGGGAGCGGGGAAGGGUCAGCAAGUGAGCACCGAGGGUCUUUACAGCAGCUGGUCGGGGGGAGGGGCAUCUCCCAAGAGGCCCUGAGUGUGAGCAGGCGUGUAAGGGCAGCGAGGGAGUGAGCCAGGGGACAGCUGGGGAAGCAGAGGAAAAAACGAGCCCAGAGGGACUGAAGUGAUGGGGGUCAUGCUGCUGACCUUGAACCAGGAGGACACACACAUACAUACACACACACACACAUACACACACACAAACACACGUACACACAUACACUCACACACUAAGGCUGAGGGAUGAAGAGACCUGCUCAGGACCCAGGGCACCAUUUUCCCAUCCCCCACACAGGUCACAAUAUUAACUGGUCUCUCUCUUCCCUCCUAAUCUCACUCUCAACUUUCUGGACCCCGCCCACCACUGCCCAGCUCACUAUUGAAACGGUGCCCCCCCCCCCCCCCCUUGCUGCAGAAGUGUCGGAUGUUCUUCUACUUGCCCACAAUGUGACAGAGAAUCCUCUAGGCUAUGCCUGGCAUAGAGGAGACAGGGUAGACAACACCCAGCUAAUUGCAUCAUAUAGAGUAGACACUAAUGUAACUACCAAAGGGCCUGCACACAGCGGACGGGAGACACUUUACCCCAACAGAACCCUGUUAAUCCAGAACGUCACCCAGAAAGACACAGGAUCCUACACGCUGCUCCUUACAAAGGAUGAUUUACAGACAGAAGGAAAAACUGGACACCUCUGCAUAUACACGGUGCUACCCACACCCGUCAUCACCAGCAACAACUCCAACCCCAGGGAGCACAAGGACACUGUGGUGUUAACGUGUAGAUCUGAGACUCGGGACAUCUUCUACUUCUGUUCGAUCAACAAUCAGAGCCUUCACAACAGCACCGAGCUGGAACUGUGCGAGGGAAACAGGACUCUCACUAUGUUCAAUGUGACAAGGAAUGACACAGGACCCUAUGUGUCUGAAGCCGGGAAUCCAGAGAAUACCACCCAUGGUGACCCAUUCACCCUGAAUGGCCUCUGCCAAGAAAACAGCCCAGCCCUCAAUAGGGAGAUCGUUAUCGUCAUCAUGAUUGGGAUCCUGGUUAGGUUGGCACUGGUGAUCACUCUGGAGUGCUUUGUUUUCCUCAAGAUGGCUAGAAGGUACAAAUGGCGAUGCCCGAUGCUAAUCCUGUCCCCCAGGCUGACGCCAAGCCAGGAAGAAAGACACCCUACCCUUGGAUUCUGGGCCUGGCUCUCCAAGGCCUCCCCACUUCCCCCAAGGACAUUCUGUCUCAUCCAUCGGCCCCUCCUUCACCAGAUGCUGACCUGGGGUGGCUUCCCAACACCUUCUGCAUCUGUAAAUAAGGAAAUGGCAACCCACUCCAGUAUUCUUGCCUGGAGAACCCCAUGGACAGAGAAGCCUGGAGGGCCACAGUCCACGAGAUCCCGAAGAGUUGGAUGCGACUGUGCUUCUGACCACAUACAUACGCACUCCCUGUUUAGAAAAGGGCCAGUGGCCAGAAUGACCUCAGAGAGCACCAGCCUCCAGCAACCACCCUGGGCCUCCCUACCCAGCCCCAGGGCAGCUGUUCCCAUCUAUGAGGAAUUACUCUAUCCCAACACAGAUAUCUACUGCCAGAUCGACCCCAAAGUAGAUGUGGUUUCUUAGUUUGCUCCAGGAACUUCCCCUUAAGGGCUGUGGAGAAGAGCCCACCUGAGACCCCAGAGUCUGAGUGAGGUCAGACACCCAAAGCAGAGAAACAGCUGUGACCCCUGAAGAUACUGGGGGGCCUGGGCUCAGCCUUAGUGUCCCUCCUGGCCUUCUGGAGGCCCUGACAAGGCUGCCCUGAGCCCUGGAUGGAUGAAGACAAGGACUUCCAUUCCCCAAGGAACUGAGGGCUUCCAAGGAAAGUGGCUGGGCCUGUGACCCACUGUGGACCACCUGAGAGGUCUGAAUAAAGAGGACUUUCCUCUCGUUUGCUCUUUUUGUGCACAUGGGCUCCUCCCACCUAAAACUCACCCAGGUUCCACAGCAGUGGGCCAAAUUGUCUCCUCGAUGUGACCCACGGGCCUCCUCCCACCUGGGCCUCAUCUGCAGCCCCCUCCACACACCUGAAGAACUGAGGUCACCUGGGAAGGGUGAUCUUCCCUUGUAAGUUCACAUGGGUCAGUUUACCCACAUUCACCCAAACAAAAGUGGUCUGUGCACUAAGGCACAGAGCCCAGAGUUCAGGAGGAUGUUCGGCCAUUGCCUGAGUGUUGUUUGUUAUGAGAUAAGAGACAGUUACAAAACCUGCUAAGUUUCACAUCAUGAUUUGGCUCUAAGAUACUCCUUAUCUCGCAUGCACACAAUGUUGGGUUCGAGAAGGUGACACCUCUUGUUGUUUCCUAUUGCUGCUGCAGCAACUUAGCACAAACCUGUGGUAUAAAACAACACAAAUGAAGAUGUCAACACAGCUCUGUUCUUUCUGGAUGGUCUAGGAGAGAGUUUGCUUCCUUGCCUUUCCAAGCUGGGAGAGGCUACCUGUUUUCCUUGGCUUGUGACCCCUUCCUCCCUCUUCAAAAGUCAGCAGUGGAGUAUCUUAAAGUCAUGCUCUGCUUCCAUCAUCACAUCUCUUUCUCUGGCUCUGCCUAUCCUGCCUUCCUUUUUCUUUAUAAGGACCACCCUUGUGAUUAUGUUGGGCCCAAUCAGAUAAUUCACCAUAAUCUCCUAAUCACAUGAUCCUUAAUUUAUAAAUUCCCUUUAUCUUGGGACAUCUGCAGAGAUUCUGGGUAUUAAGAUGUGGACAGGGACUUCCCUGGUGGUCCAGUUGAUUUAGAAUCUGUCUUGCAAUGCAAAGGACAUGGGUUCAAUCCCUGGUCGGGAAACUUAAGAUCCCACUUAAGCCACCUAAGCCUGCAUGUGACAACUACU
Molecule: messenger RNA, 3262 nt
Organism: Bubalus bubalis (water buffalo)
Lineage: Eukaryota; Metazoa; Chordata; Mammalia; Artiodactyla; Bovidae
Product: carcinoembryonic antigen-related cell adhesion molecule 6-like
Exons: 8
Coding region: 653-2017 (454 amino acids)
Biological process (GO): signal transduction; regulation of immune system process
Cellular component (GO): plasma membrane; cell surface
Molecular function (GO): protein tyrosine kinase binding
Source: RefSeq, a predicted model, not a curated record